AAAGCCUCUCUCCUUUUCUUCUUCUCUCAGGGUUCAGAAUUGUUUCGGAACUUAGAUUCCUCCCUUCUUUCAGAGUUCAGGAUUGUUUCAGAACUUAGAUUUCUCCCUUUCUCUCAGAGUUCAUGAUUGUUUAGGAACUUAGACGGGGAAUGAUACACCGUUACUUAUCAAUGAGAAUGUUGUGUAUUCAUCAUUUGUAGUUGAAGGAGCAGGAAUUGCUCUACACACUUAAUUAGGCGGUCUCUUAAUUGCUGAGCAUCAUAAUAUAGCAUUAGAAAAGCUGCAGACUUAUCGUAAUUUCUACAUCAAACAAAUUGAAACACCUACAUAUACAUAAUCCAAGCAGUGCCGAGUAACUUUUUCACAUGCAGAAAACAUCUUUAACAUUCCUAGAUUGAACACGAACCCAACAAUUGAAAGAUACAACAAAACCUGAAUUUUGUGCUUGUAGAAUAGCCCAGUCCUCUAGGAAUAUAAAUGGAAGGCCUGAAGAAAAGACAAUUUCAUGAACGAAAGUACCAAUGCAAGGAAGGUACAAGCAGUUGAAAUUUGAGAUUAACCACAGAAAAUUAAAACUAAACCACCACGCAGGUGGACUCAGAAGCAUAGAAUCAGAAUCUCAAGAUACAAAACAGAAUUAAUUGUAGAAGAUCUCCAAAAAAGACAGUUGAACGAGAUUGCAGGGGCUAGGAACUGCUGAUCACGAAGAGAGAGGGGAACGGGAGACAGUCGACUAAAACCUCGUCUACCUGACUAAUCCUUUCCUUUUCAUUUCAUAGCAGAGACUUGAUCAUCCAUCCGUUGUUUAUUCUCCUUCUGCUACAUCGGCAUCUGCUUCUGUGCUUGUCCAUGAGAACCACAAACUUGCGCCUGCACGCUUAAAACCUUCACAGAAGAGAUACUAUAUGUGGUCCUCUCAAAGGAUUGCAAGCACGAGAGGGAGGCUUUUGCUGUAUUCUCGAUCUUUCUUUUCAUCAGAUGCCCACAAGGAUCUGGUCUAUGUUGACCUUCCUAGGCCAGCUAGGGACAAAUCUGAAAGGAAGCCAUAUCCAACCCCCAUGAAAGUGCUUAUACAGAGGGCAAAAAUGGAGAAAGAAGCAAGGAAGCUGAACCCUUGUAGGACCCUUGAACCACCUGACAAUGGGUUGCUCAUCCCAGAAUUUGUACCCAUUGCUCAUCAAGUUUAUAAGGCAAGAACCAACCUCCUUGAUGGUCUGUCAAAGCUAUUGAAUGUUGUUGACGUAAAAAGGUGCAGAUUCUGCUCAGAAGUUCAUGUUGGCCGCGUGGGUCAUGAAAUAAGAACAUGUACAGGCCCAAGAAGUGGUCUAAGAAAUGCCAUGCAUGUCUGGACCAAUGGGAAAGUUGAUGAUGUUGUUGGAUUUCCCUUGUUCUUCCAUCUAGAUGAUAGAGCUAAGAAACCAAGAGUUGUACAUGAUGAGAGAUCCACAGUCAAAAGGCUACCUGCCAUUGUAGAGCUCUGCAUUCAAGCUGGAUUAGACCUUCCAAAUUAUCCAACUAUGAGAAGAACCAGGCCUGUCCACUCAAUUGAGGGAAGAAUUGUUGAAUUUGAUGAUGAUUCAGCCUCAAACAAUGACAUAAGGGAUGAGGUCAGCAUGGAUCUCCCUGGUAGUGAAUGUCUUGAUUCUGAAGAACUUACAGGUGACAAUGCUGAAUUGAUGUGCAUCAAGACUUUAGAGUCUUGGUUCACAAUGAAGAAUGGAGCAGAGGAACUUAUGAAAAAGUUUUCUGUCCAGACUUGCGGGUAUUGCCCUGAGGUCCAAGUUGGUCCUAAAGGGCACAAGGUGAGGAUGUGUAAAGCUGCUAAACACCAGUUUCGGCAAAUUUCACUGAGCUAUGUGAUUUUAUUAAGGUCAAAAUUACGAAUCACAUGCGUUGAUGGAUAAUUGAUGAAAUGAAGAGCAUGAUGCAAGUUGGCUAAAUAUUUCAUCAAUUACGUGGGUCUGUCGUUUGAUGGUUAGACCGGUUUUGCAUGUCACGUACUGUAAGUUAUGUUACGGAAUGUAACCAUGAAGACAACAAUAUGA
Messenger RNA from Nymphaea colorata (pocket water lily), 2045 nucleotides. RefSeq names its product APO protein 3, mitochondrial-like. The transcript has 3 exons. The record is from RefSeq and is a predicted model, not a curated record. The coding region runs from base 906 to 1904 and encodes 332 amino acids. NCBI's taxonomy places the organism in Eukaryota, Viridiplantae, Streptophyta, Magnoliopsida, Nymphaeales, Nymphaeaceae. Gene Ontology annotation, molecular function: RNA binding.